This is a messenger RNA of Temnothorax curvispinosus, 3041 nucleotides long. Its product is annotated as protein spaetzle 4-like. Gene Ontology annotation, cellular component: extracellular region. The record is from RefSeq and is a predicted model, not a curated record. The transcript has 9 exons. Bases 1213 to 2844 code for a protein of 543 amino acids. Gene Ontology annotation, biological process: innate immune response; regulation of Toll signaling pathway; central nervous system formation. Gene Ontology annotation, molecular function: growth factor activity; Toll binding. Lineage: Eukaryota; Metazoa; Arthropoda; Insecta; Hymenoptera; Formicidae.
AGAGGCGUGAGCGAGGCGCAACGCGGCGCCUUCAAAAGCGAGGAAAUUCAGUGAAAGAGCCACUUGUCCAGUGACAGUGCUUUCGAGAUGCUCGUUCAGCGGCGUAGGCUGUUCCCCCUCGCUAAGGAACAAAUGUCGCCGAUCUCGUCGCCACCGCUGAUGCUCAAUUUUCGACAACAACGUCGUCGACAGGACCGCGAAGCUACCUAGACGACGUCGAGUCUUCUCCUCGAAUCAUCCCGGAAACCCUAAAAGGGAUUUUAAAGGGUUCGCGUCUCUUCGCGCGAGAUGAUACGCGAUUAGCAACCUCGAGACGUCCCGGAGAGUUUUCAGAAUACUUGAAAGAUUAACCGAGUUGGCACCCAGGCUACGUCACUGGCGGGGUCCCCGUGACACAGAUCGGCGGCGGCAACUAUAACGGUACCCACCGGCGUGACCUACUCUCGACGAAGUCGCGCUCUCUCGGUCCUUCCUCCUUCGUCCUCUUCAUUUCGCGUCUCUCCCGCGGACUCUCCUUUCGUCCAGGGCCGAAUAUCCGGCUGGGCUAAUACGCGCGACGCUUGUUCGAUCAUCGACGCUAAGAUACACGAGGUUCAAAUGACAGUCCCGCACCUUUUGUCUAAAUGAGACAGCUCUUUUUCAAGCCGCUUCCGCUUCAGGAGAUCUCGUCUGAAAACGAUCGCAGUCGCAUUUAUUCCGCGUUCGAUCGGGAAUCUGGAGAGCCAGGACGGGCAGGACGGACGUGGGCGAGGCGAGACGGUCGGCCGCCACUGCCGCGCGUAUAGCAUCUUCUCUCCCGUACGCUGGCGGGCUACACACUUUUUCUUCCACGUGAGAAGCAUCGUCACGGGUCGCCUCGUCGCAUGGGCGGACGGUCGACCGGGCCGCGGCUGAUUACGGGCAGUAAUGAAAGCGGCCUGCUUGCACGCGGUAGGUAGGCAGGUGCGCGCCGCUGUCUGUCAUGUAGCCUUCGUCCCGUCGUUUCCGUCGCACACGUUUUCUGCCGCAUCCGUCGCAUCCUCGCGUCGAGGCCGUCAAUGAGACCGACAGCCGCUGGCCGCCGUUAUCGUUGUCGUUCUUCGCGCACCCUGAACAGGGUGAUUACGCGUGGGGUACGUGCGGGAGCAGUUUUAAACGUUAGUCGGUCGGCUGUUACGGAUCCCGCGGGUCCAGCCGCUGGACCAGCGAGAAUCAAGAGCCCUCCCGCGAGUUAUGAAAGCGAUCGCGCCCUUCGUUCUUCAGGUGAUUGCAUUGCAGCUGACGAGAUGCCAGAGCGGCGGUGGUGGCGGCGGCGGCGGGCCGAGCACGUUCGGAUACGACGCUUCCUCGGCUUGCAGCAAACCGUACUCGCGCGCUGGACGCGCGCACCACGAGGAUUUACCCUGUGACUUUCGCCAACAGAACUGGUGCACGAUCGCCGGUAGCUCUUAUCCUUGGCAUGCGGUACGCCGAUUUGUGCAAGAGAAUCAGGGGUUGAUGAGACGCAUGUAUGGGGACGAGAAUUACAUCAGUGUUCUCCGAACGGAAUUCGAAAAGAACGAUAUCGAGCUAAAAUACGACGAGUAUUAUCAUCAUUUCGCCGACGAUCUGAGACAAUUCCAAUAUGACGAUGAUUACGAAUUUAUCGACGACGAUCGGGCAAAGGAUAACGAGUAUGAAGGUCGCGGAUUCACCAGUCGCUCCUUCAACGAUCCUAUCGCCAAGCGAAUGAAUAAGUUCUCGAAGCUCAGUGAGUACACCAGGCCGCAUUUCAGGCCCACCGAACGGACAACUAGUUCGACCACCCCUUCGAGUACGACGACUACUUCUUCAACUUCGUCUUCGACGUCGACCAGCGCCCCGACUCUCGUUACGCGUGCGUCGUCCUCAACGACGCCCGUGUCUACUUCUACCGUUACGAGCAUGGAGGAGGUCAAGACUCAAACCUCCGUAACGUCAACUUCUCCAAAGUUUUCGAACAUCACUACCAAGGUUGCUGAUAGUGAUUCUGUGGUGAAUAGCACGACAACUACGACGACGAUGACGAUGUCGACAUCGACAUCGCCGAGCGUUACCGUGGCUCAGAUCGUCAAGGAACAAAAUUUCAGCAUUAACGAGAUUCCCGGGCAGAACGAUAGGAUCGAUGAGGAGUUGGAGGAACCAGAACCAGAAGUGGUAGCGUAUUCAGAGAAAACGACGAUCGAAGACACAACCUUGGAACCAGCUGGAACGACGAGGAGUGUCCCUACGGAAUCGCUGGUUGAUCAGGAAGAAGAGGAGGAGGAAGAAACGCUUGGCGCUGCUACAAAGACUACGGUACAUGAAGAACUAAUAAUCGCAGCGAGUCAUGAGCAACAGCAACAGUUCAGACCACGUCCUGAGUAUCGGCCUUCGGGCAUGGCUGAGACAUCGACAAAUACUGGAGGACAGCUUUAUCAAGAUGCAGCGAAGGAUCAGCAGGAGCAGCCGGUGCUGAAGCUUAGAGGAGUGAACGCCUGUCCCGUCAAGGAGGAAGUGGUAGCGCCGUUUUGGGCCAAUAAUACUCGCGGCGAGGUCUUGGCCCUCCUCAAUCUGUAUCCCUUCGAGCAAUAUGUCCAUUGGGAGAAGUGCACACACGAGAACAAGCAAAUGUAUUGCCGGGAUGGAUGCAGAUGCGAGCAGCAGUAUCGGCUGCAUCGGCUGUUGGCUUACGACCCCAACAACGAGUGCCGCGGCAUUUUCAGCGACUGGUUCAAGUUUCCCAGCUGUUGCGUCUGCCGUUGCUAUGAUCUGCCAUUGGAAUUUCGGGUGACGUCGCGUUCGCCGCGCACCUCGCACAAACGACGAAUCAAGGUGCAAUCGCCAACGCGGAACCGUUACCCGUGAUCCAAUUGUCUUCUGGCUGGCCGGCCGCCAAAUAAUACACGCGCGUAAGUUGAGGGCGACCAGCUAGAUAAGAUCCUCUACGCGAAAUUCUAACGAGUGCAGUACAAAUCAGUCUUUUAAUUAAAGAUCCUCUUUCUAUUUAAUUCAGAGAUUUUAGAUUUAUUGUUGAUGUUUGAUAUCUCUUUUAUACAUGUUCA